Linepithema humile (Argentine ant) is the source of this 4923-nucleotide messenger RNA. It is a transcript of the gene clos, whose product is annotated as closca. Gene Ontology annotation, molecular function: protein binding. Lineage: Eukaryota; Metazoa; Arthropoda; Insecta; Hymenoptera; Formicidae. The record is from RefSeq and is a predicted model, not a curated record.
ACAAAAGCUUGUGCAAAUUUUUCAUAUUAAUAUGUGUGAUAAAGUGCAAACAUUCUUCUUCUUAUCCGAUAGAAAACUUAUAUGCAAUACUUGAUCAAACAACCGAAUAUUUCAAACAUCUGAGUAACGUAUCCGAACUAAAUACUGCCAAUAACACUUUAAAUAGUAUUAACGAUGCAAUUAAUAAGUAUAUGGAAAAUACGACUAAAGCGAUUCUUCCAAAAAGCAAGCGUGAAAGAAGAGGUCUUCAGAAUAAUGAAUCCAGUGAAAAUGUGAAUGUGUUGCAAAAUUUUGAAAAAACUUUGUCCGCUAAUCUAUCGGACUUUCAAGAUAUAGUUUUUUCAAUCCAAGAUGAAUAUCAAUUGCUCUGGUUUGCGGCAACCGUUAAUUCCACAAAUAUAUUGCUUUAUCAAUUGUUUGAUAAUAAAGCACAUCUGGUGGCAACAUAUCCACUAUUUGAUGGAAAACGGAUAAUAGUAAAUAAUUGUACCACUGGUACGCUUAUAGUUGCUCAGAAAGGCAUCAAUGGAAUUGUCAUUCUGCAUCUUGGCAAAAACAGAAAUGGAAUUUUUGAUUUACAAUUUAAGCAAGAGUUUGAAGUUUUUGAAGUAGUGCACAUGAAUAUGUGGUUUGGAAUGAAUCAACUGUAUUUGGGAAUCGCUUCAAAGACGAAAACAAUCAUAUACAUCUGGGCUGGAGAAUACUUUGACAAAAUUGAUACUUUGAACUUCGGAACGAGAAAAUUAUUAUUCUUUCAGAAUAAGAGCUUCGUACACAUUGUCGUCAUAGGGUCUCACACAAAGAUAUUCCGAUUUUCUGUGCGUUCUAAUAAAUUUAUAGAGACCCAGAAAUUACAUUACAUUGAAGAUGCCAGCUCGUUUUACUUUAAAGAAGGCCAUCUCAAGGAGAGCUUUCUUGUUUUGGCUAGCAAUAACUCUACAAUUUUCUACAAAGAGAUGUACGAUCGUUUUGUGCCAUUUCAAAAAGUUGCUCCGACGAAACAUAUUUAUGCUUUAAGAAUGGAAAAUACUGUCCUUCUUCUUUCUAUGAAUGAAGAUACCGUGGAAAUUUAUCAGUACAAUGGCUGGAGAUUUCUAAAGUCACAUAGGAAAUUGUCAAACAUUCGUCAGAUUCAUCAAAUUCAUUUGCACGAUGAAGAUGUAUUAGUGACGCAAUAUCAGAACGGAGAGUGGAAGUUUUUAAAACCUAUUUGGACUCUGAAAAAAACAUGGAAAUCUAUACAGAAAGAAGUAAAAGCUUGGUGUUCUGAAGUAAUACAAAAGGCAUCUCAGAGAACUAUAGCAAAAAUUCCAGAUGUGAAGAAUUCCGUGAUUUCAAAUGCAUAUAUUAGUCAUCUUCGUGUCCAGAAUCUGAACAAUUAUAAUACAGAAGAACUAAUCCACUUAACACAACAAUACAAGAGUACAGUCGCCAAAUUAAAUUCGACGAAAAGUAUCUUGGCGCAAGAAACUGAAGGAUCGAAGCACACUAUCUUGUAUGGCAAAAAGAUUGUAGUCAAGUGCAAGUCAAAUUGUUACGUUCGUCAUAUAAUUACGGAUAAUAAAAUUAAACCUAAAUAUAAUCUAUCAGAACCACCUAUUCAUCAGACUCUGACGCUUCCGAAGUUGAAAGUAAAUACGAUAAAUAAUUGGAAAUGUCCCAUUCCUAAUAUUAAUGUGGAUGACAUAUCUGUUGAAGAAUCUAUUAACGGGAUAUUAAUGCAAGAUCUGCAAGAAGGAACGUUGAAAAUUUCAGGGGAUCAAGAAAUUUGGGGUGAGCAUGUUUUCGUCAACUUGCACGCAUCAAAUGUUUCAAUCCCGUUAGAUAUCGCGACAAAUAAUACGAGACAAAAAGUGCGAAUGGAAAAAGUAAGAGUGAAAGAAUUACAUUUAACUGGUCAUGAGUUUCUCCUGCCGCUAAAUGGUUCCUCAAUCGUAAUGAUGGGCUCGAUAAUUGCUCCAAAAGUGAGAAUGACGGGACUUGUCAAUUUAAAAGGCGGAAUAACGGGCAAAGGAAGCGAAAAAUUAGCACCUGUGAAAGAGAUUCUCACGCCUAUGACAUUGUUUAACGAUCGUUUCCUGCAAAAUGUGACAUUCCGAAAUCUCGUCCAAGCUAAGGACAUCGUUAGAGCUGAUGGAUCGUCAAUCAAAGAGAUAAUGGAAAAUAGCAUACCACUCAAUUCUAAUAUACCGAUGCAUUUGACAUUAUCCAGCGAUAAAAUACAAUGGACCAACGUAUCUUUGUGGGACUACUCGAAUUGGAUAACAAAGAAUUCUGCUGAGACUAUUGUUAUUUCUGGUAAUAAAUUUACGAACAAUAGUGUUACAUUGACAGACGCUACUUAUGCAACCGAGGCACCCACUAUGAGAUUGACGAUUCCUGUUUGCGUCGAGGAAGUCGUCACUCCAGAUAUUAAAACUUCUUCGAUCACGAUUGAUGAAUUAGUUGUAAAAAAUUUAAAUGUUUCCCAAGUUCUUGGAGCUCAUAAGUUGAACACGACAAUCUUCGAUUCCGUAUCAGCUUUGCACGAUAUUGAUUUUUCAACGAAACUAUUUACUGGACACGUUUUUGCGAAAAAUAUUACAGUUUCAAAAAUUCUUGGAAUAAAUGUAGAAGAUCUAAAGCCCCAAACAAAUGAAUGGGACGCAGACGUACAAUAUUACAUUAAAGGACCGCUAAAUGUCCCAAAGCUUGUUGUCGACAAUCUUGAAACACCAAUCCGUUUCAAUCUUGACCUACCUAUAAGGGUAGGCAACGUAAUUGUAAAAGGAGAUAGUAAUAUCAAGAAAAUCAAUGGUAUAAAUAUACAAUCUUUUAUGGAUAAUGUACUAAAAGUGGAUGAUGCAAUAUCCUUAGAACACGUAACAUUCACUCAUGGUUUUACAUCAAACCACAUAUACGCUUCCCACUUGCCGUUAAAUUUAUCUCCUGCAGAUGCGCAUUUCAAUUUGAAUUCAAAGCGGAUUUCUACAACGUUGGAAACGAAUGCAAUAAACGUGCCUCAGACUUUCGGUUAUUUCGCAAGCGAUGUACCGCAAACAUUUAUUGUACAAGGAUCAGUUGAAUUUCUAAAGGAACCGACUGUACGGAAUAUAAAUGAUGUGAAUCUCGAGCAGCUGUCUAAAGAUUUAUGGAUGGCAAAUCAAAACACAGUCAUAUCUGGUAACAAUAUGAACAUUACGAAUAUGACUUUAGCAGGAGAUGUUAUAAUACACAACUUUGCGAAUUCGUUAAAUGUAAAACUGUGGUUUGACCUGUCAAAUAAGUUAUUGAGCAAAACAAAAGAACAACAUAUUACUGUAGUUUCGUCGUUUAAAGACAUUCAGGUGUCUGCUAUUAGUGCAUCGGACAAUUCAGCUCUUCAAUGUUCAGACUUCAACUUGACGAAUAUGCUGACUAAUUCAUUGAAGAGGAAUACUGCACAAACUGUAGGUGCUGCAUGGCAUUUUGAAGAGUUGGAUAUAAGUGAUGGGAAUUGGAAUGGUAAGCUCAAUGGCAUCGACUUGAACAAGGACAUUGUUAGACAUGAUGUAGGACAGAAUAUUAUUACUGGUGAGAAGAUAGUUUUAAAUUUGGAAACCAAGAAUCUCAGGUGGUUGAACUCGAAGUUUUCGACCCUAGUUAGAAAUGCUUUAACUAAAAAAUGUAAAAAACUGUCUACAAUUAAAGGUCAAAAGACCUUUAGCAACAUCAGCUUGAAUAAUUUAAGUAUCAAAGGAACGAUUAUGGGUCGCAACGUCGAAGAGGCUUUACUAAAGUCCAGAAAUCAGACAGUGCUUGGUAUUAAAAAAAUACAAGGCCAACUCAACACACCAUCUCUUAUCAUUGACGGCACUAUAAAUGAUGUGAAUCUGACGGAGUUGGUCAAUGUUCAAAUGAAGAAAUUAAAAACACACCAGAUAAUAGAAAGUGAAUUCGACUUCAGAAACGAUCUGGAAAUUUUCGGAAAUGUCACAAUCGAUGGGCUCUACGAAGGGACAGAUUUAAAAAAUAUUAGUGACGAAAGUAAAUUAGGUGCUGUCUUGAGUAGAACAACGGAAGUUAUGGAAUUAUCGGAAGACAUAACGACUGCAUUACAAAAUCGUGCAAUUUAUGUGAAUAAAUUUGAAGCGGUGGAUGAAAAUGCACUAGACAUCACUUUCAACACUUCUAACACCGAGGAUGUAACAAAUCUUGACAGCAUUUGCCUUUGCGAGCCGAAAAAUCUUUCGUUGCUUUGCAAUGAUACGAAAUUAUUGAAUAUUCUUUCUAAUAUAAGUUCCAGUGCGCUUAUAAUGAAAAAAUUGGUAGCGCUAGAUGAUGUUGCGUUUCUAGUAUUAGUAUCGUCAGAUUUCGUUGCGAUUUAUUCAUAUGAUGAUAUAAAGGAAGAGCUUCUUCAGAAAGCAGGAUUAAACGUGUUUAAUAUACUCCAAGCAUCUGUGGAACCAGUUGAUGACUCCUUGUGGAUUGUUUUGCGAUUGUCCGAACAGACUUUGAUAUUGCAUUAUCAACUAUGGGGCGAAUUCGAGCAAUAUAUUUUGCCAGGCUCAUAUAACUUUAUAAUCAGUAAAACACCGAAUAACCAACAUUUAUUAAUGCGAUUUGACGGUAUGUGGAAUCUCGGAGGAAUCUUUCAUCCCGAACACAUUUUUAAAUUACCUCUGAAUGGAAAAAUAAAGACCUUCGCAUUCGGUGCUGAUUAUUACGUUACAGCGACGACGAAAAAUAGCACUGCUGUUUUCAAAGCGCGUUACGUGGGUAAUUAAAAUGUAUUAAAUAUUUCUUAGCUAUCUCUGUUAAUGAGCUUACUUGAAUUUUACAAGUAUAUUAUAUAUACAGUUGUAAAUGUUUUUUUAUUAUUUGCGUAUUUAUUGUUCUUGCUCGCAAGUUAAAAACGAGAAAAAUAUGAGAUUUGUAGAAAAUUUAUAGAUAUUAAUUGUAUCU